This is a messenger RNA of Eremothecium gossypii ATCC 10895, 1458 nucleotides long. RefSeq names its product ribonuclease III (gene RNT1). Lineage: Eukaryota; Fungi; Ascomycota; Saccharomycetes; Saccharomycetales; Saccharomycetaceae. Gene Ontology annotation, cellular component: nucleus. Gene Ontology annotation, biological process: regulation of gene expression; primary miRNA processing; rRNA processing. Gene Ontology annotation, molecular function: double-stranded RNA binding; ribonuclease III activity. The transcript has a single exon. The record is from RefSeq and is marked provisional. The coding region runs from base 1 to 1458 and encodes 485 amino acids.
AUGUCUCAUAACCCAGAUACGCUGGCGUAUGCUCGCGAGAAAAGUAUAAAGCGAGACUCCGUAUCAGGUGGCAUAUCGAAGAAGAAGUCUGCAGAGAAUAAACCAAUGCGUAGCCAGGGGGGGCGGGACGCAGCGAUGGUGCUAGCACGGCACUACCAGGAUGCUCCUCAAACACUGGUGCAUGGCCAUGGGUACAAUGGGAUGUCAGAACCGUCAUCUGGUAUAUUAGAUGCAUACCAGUAUUCGACAAUUUUGCAGUUGGAGCACGCGGUAUCGGUGCUAGGGGACUCACUGAACCGCGUUAUCCGGCUGUCCCCCGACUUUUUGACCUAUGUCUCGGCAUUGAACGGACAGGACACCCCUGUGGAGAUCAUUCCGAGCUUUGCCCGGUACCAACUGAAGUGCGCGGCCGAGUUAAAGACACUGCAUACACUGGGUAAGCUACCGCUUCUAGAAGAGUUGCGCCGGUACGCUUCUAAAUUUACUGCGGGCGAUCCGAAGCCCGUGUUCUCCAUUCUUUCGGCGGACGACCUAGCCAGCUUGGCUUCAGCACACACGCGUGACUGCGACAUGGAUGAAGACGAGGACAGGUACAUCCCCGCCGCCGUUGAGCAGGACACCGAGCGCGAGAAGGAGCCAAAAGAGAGCGGCAAGUGGCCGCCACCGAUCCCUGAAAUCAAGGAUCCUGCAAUCCGGGCACGUGUUUUUACCCACAGAUCUCUGACUAACGAUAAGCUUUACUUGGACGAGGCGCAGAUGAUCAACUCCCACAACGAGCGCCUGGAAUUCCUUGGGGACUCUAUCCUGAAUACUACCAUGACUAUGAUUAUUUACAAUAAAUUCCCAGGUUUCAACGAGGGCCGACUAUCGCAAUUGCGCACAAAGCUGAUUAACAACGACAGGUUGAAAGAAUGGUCAUUUAUGUACCAACUUCCAAGCAAGUUGAGAACCAACAUAGAGAUGUUCAACGGUACAACACAUGAGGUUUCUAACGGAAAACUGAAGCUUUAUGCGGAUGUGUUCGAAGCAUAUAUCGGUGGUCUGGUAGAGGAGGACGGCAAAAAGAACUUACCUAGAAUCAGGAAGUGGUUAGCGAAGCUAGCUGAGCCGGUCAUCCAAGAAGAGAUUGAGAACGAUGUCGUUCUUGAGAACACCGAUGAAGUAGAUGUGAACGCCAAAAAGACCCUCUAUUCACUUAUAGGAUAUGCCGCACUGAACUUACAUUAUUAUCCAGUCCAUAGACCUACUAACAAUGAGCCCUAUGCCAUUGUAGAGUGCCGUGUUAAAGAUGGCCUCACGUUGGGGACCGGGAGGGGUAAGAAUGUAAAAAUAGCUGGUAUGAGAGCAGCGCAAGAGGUACUAAAAAACAAGAAACUACUGGACCACUAUGCCGCAGAAAGAGCUGCUAUUCCAAGGUCAUCUUCCGUAGUCAAGGAAAACAAUGACCAGAAGAAAUAG